GCGCCUCAGUGAGAUCUCGCGAGAUCUUCCGUACUCCUCUCGCCACUUCCCCCACCCCUCGUGAGGUCUCGCGAUAUUCUUGUGACUCUUCCUCUUUCCCGGCGGCUGUCGCCAAGAUGCCUUCCAGACUAAGGAAGACCAGGAAGCUGAGAGGACACGUUAGCCACGGCCAUGGCCGUAUUGGCAAACACAGAAAGCAUCCUGGUGGCCGUGGAAAUGCUGGGGGUAUGCACCACCACAGAAUUAACUUUGACAAAUAUCAUCCUGGUUAUUUUGGGAAAGUUGGUAUGAGACACUACCAUUUGAAGAAGAACCAGAACUUCUGUCCUACUGUCAACUUGGAUAAAUUGUGGACACUUGUUAGUGAGCAGACAAGACUCCACUAUGCAAAAAACCAGGCUGGAUUAGCACCUGUCAUUGAUGUUGUACGGGCGCACCUUCAAGAAUCUGGUUUAUAUCAUCAUGCACAAUCAAUCCCGUAUCCUUCAGUUUCAAUGGAAGGCUAGUCAUAGCUUUACCUCCUGGAUAAUCUAAAAUAAAGUACGUUUUCUGGAUAAUAUGCAAAAAAAUUAGAUUUUCUAAUGACUAAAGAAGUCUGAAGAAUGAGA
Molecule: messenger RNA, 608 nt
Organism: Gopherus flavomarginatus (Mexican gopher tortoise)
Lineage: Eukaryota; Metazoa; Chordata; Testudines; Testudinidae
Product: 60S ribosomal protein L27a-like
Exons: 5
Coding region: 117-506 (129 amino acids)
Biological process (GO): translation
Cellular component (GO): ribosome; cytosolic large ribosomal subunit
Molecular function (GO): structural constituent of ribosome
Source: RefSeq, a predicted model, not a curated record